Messenger RNA from Drosophila elegans, 3408 nucleotides. It is a transcript of the gene Hira, whose product is annotated as protein HIRA homolog. Gene Ontology annotation, biological process: chromatin remodeling; DNA-templated transcription; regulation of DNA-templated transcription. The transcript is spliced from 5 exons. Gene Ontology annotation, molecular function: protein binding; nucleosome binding. The coding region runs from base 116 to 3049 and encodes 977 amino acids. The record is from RefSeq and is a predicted model, not a curated record. Gene Ontology annotation, cellular component: HIR complex; nucleus. Lineage: Eukaryota; Metazoa; Arthropoda; Insecta; Diptera; Drosophilidae.
CACGCAACAAGCUGUUUUAAAGCUGUUUAUUUAGUUUAGUUAAACUUAUUAGGUCAACCCAAGUUCCCAAGUUCAAUUGUAUAUCAAAGAAUAAUUAUUUAUUAGUCUAUUGUAAAUGCGGCUCCUCAAGCCGGCUUGGGUGCAUCACGAUGACAAACAGAUAUUCUCGGUGGAUAUCCAUCAGGAUUGCACAAAAUUCGCGACCGGCGGCCAGGGCAGCGACUGUGGACGCGUGGUCAUCUGGAAUCUGCUGCCGGUGCUCUCCGAAAAGGCGGAAUCGGAUGCAGAGGUGCCGAAGAUGUUGUGCCAAAUGGACCAGCAUUUGGCCUGUGUCAACUGUGUGCGCUGGUCGCAGAAUGGCCAGAAUCUGGCCUCCGGCUCCGAUGACAAGCUCAUCAUGAUCUGGCGCAAAUGUGCGGGAUCGAGCGGCGUUUUCGGCACCGGCGGCAUGCAAAAGAACCACGAAUCGUGGAAAUGCUUUCACACGCUGCGCGGCCAUGAUGGCGAUGUCCUGGACUUGGCCUGGUCCCCAAACGACAUAUACUUGGCCAGCUGCAGCAUUGACAACACGGUGAUCAUCUGGAAUGCCCAGGCCUUUCCCCACUCGGUGGCCACUCUAAAGGGACACACGGGCCUGGUGAAGGGCGUAUCCUGGGAUCCGGUUGGCCACUUUCUGGCCUCGCAAUCGGACGAUCGCAGUGUGAAGAUCUGGAGCACGGCGGACUGGAACCUCACGCACACGAUAACCGAACCGUUUGAGGAGUGCGGCGGCACCACGCACAUCCUGAGGCUCUCGUGGUCACCGGAUGGCCAGUACCUGGUCUCGGCACAUGCCAUGAACGGCGGUGGCCCCACUGCACAGAUCAUCGAACGCGAGGGCUGGAAGUGUGACAAAGAUUUCGUGGGUCACCGCAAGGCCGUCACCUGUGUGCGUUUUCACAAUUCGAUUUUGAGGCGUCAGGUCAACGAUGGCAGUCCGUGCAAGUCGCUGCAAUAUUGCUGCCUGGCUGUGGGCUCGCGCGAUCGUUCCCUGUCCGUGUGGAUGAACGUCUUCCAGCGGCCCAUGAUCGUCAUCCACGAGCUGUUCAACGACAGCAUCCUCGACUUGUCCUGGGGCCCAAAGGAGUGCCUGCUGAUGGCCUGCAGCGGUGACGGCAGCAUUGCCUGCUUGAAGUUCUCCCAGGAGGAGCUCGGCACGGCCCUCUCCGCCGAGGAGCAGAAUAACAUCAUAACGAAAAUGUAUGGCGCCAGCUAUGGCAACGGUCACACGGCACCCAUGGAGCAUCCGCAGCGUUGCGGCUCCAAACCCGUCAAGUUCCCGUCCAGCAGCAGCAGCAGCAGCGAGGCCAACCAGCGGCCCAUUAGCAAACAGACGGAAACGAGGACCAAGGAUGGCAAGCGAAGGAUCACGCCCAUGUUCAUACCGCUGCACGAGGAGGGACCUACAUCGCUGAGCACGCACAUAGUGUCCAGUAGCAGUGGAUCGGCGGCGACAGCACUCACAUCCAGCUCGGUGGCGGGCGGUGCUGUUACGUGUGCGGCUCCAACGGAGGGCGCUGCCACGCCCCUCAUGCCACUGGAACCACUGGUGAGUAAGGCGGAUUUGGGUCGCCUGGAUUCCCGACUGAAGACGCAACCCGCCAACCAACGCCGGCAAUCGCUACCCUUCGAUCCUGGCCAGAGCAGUGAAUUUCCACGUCCGCCGCAACUGGAGGAGCACCAAAGUAGCACCAACGGACCCAGCAACCUGAACGUCACGGUCAAUGGCAAGAGUGAGUUUGUGAAGGCCGCCCUGGACUAUCGUGUGCAUGUCCAGAAUGGCUAUCUAAAGACAAAUCACGGCAUGCUGGCCAAGGUCACCGCCUCGGAUUCCAAGGAAAUGCUGUGGGAAUUCUUCGUCGGAUCGCCGGUGGUCAAUCUGAAUCUGUGUGGAAAAUACGCCAUGCUGUGCUCCCUGGACGGGAGCAUGCGACUGAUUUCCAUGGAGACCGGCUGCCCAGUUUUUCCGGCCAUCUCGCUGACCAGUUCUGCAGUGCACUGCGCUUUUAGUCCGGACAACAGUUUGGUGGGUGUGCUGACCGAGUGCGGACUGCUGCGGAUAUGGCACAUCGCCAGGAAGGUCAUCAGCCUGGCGGCGGGCUGCAUGGAGCUGCUCAAUAAACAUGGCACGGCCGUACAGUUUUCGGUUACGGAUCAGGGCAUGCCGCUGAUUGGAUUCCCCAGCGGCAACUCGUACUCCUAUUCGACGAGCCUGGAAUCGUGGCUGGUGCUGGCCACCAAGGAUGCCAUCAUGUACCACGGCAUCCGGGGCACACUGCCCAGGGACAUGGACCAAAUGCAGCAAAAGUUUCCCCUCCUCAGCAUGCAGGCCAGCAGUCAGAAUUACUUUUGUUUCACUGGCGGCAUGGAGCUGAGGAAUGCGGAGAGCUGGCAGCAGAGUGCCAAAAUCAGGUUUAUUGAGAACCAGAUCAAGCUGUGCGAAGCCCUCCAAUCGCUGGAUGAACUGCAGCACUGGCACAAGGUGCUCACCUUUCAGCUGGCCACCCACGGUUCCGAAAAGAGGAUGCGUGUGUUCCUGGACGAUCUGCUGAGCAUUCCAGAGCCGGGUUUAUCACCGUUCGUGCCAAAGUUGGAGUUAAUGCAGUGCGUUUUGGACACGCUGAAGCCACAUUCCGAAUGGCAGCGCCUGCACUCGGAAUACGUGGAGCUGCUGAGGGAGUGCAAAUCUGAAAGGCAAAAGGAUAUCUUUGCCACGCCCGCCAUUCCACAGUCCAAGGCUGCCUCGUCGGCUGAAUCAUCUCCGGGCGCAGGGCCCACUGGAGAUGAGGCAGCUGGAGAAGAGGUGACUGAAAAAGAAGUGGCACCCGAAGAAGGAUCACCAACGAUUGUAACAACUGGCACUGGCACUACGAACACCACCACAACCAGCAGCUCCGUAUCAUCCUCAGGUUCAUCCUCCUCCAAUUCCGGUUCCUCCUCAUCUUCCUCAUCCUCAUCCUCAUCACUGUCAGCGCCCCCGCCAGCGCCUAGUCUGUCGCCCGAGAUCUAAGCCCUAGAAUUGGCCAACGUCUGCAUGGAUGAGCUGUUGUCGUCGGCCCCAAUUUCCAUCUACCUCCGUUGGACACGUUCCCCGUACAAUGAGGAGGAGCUGCCUCCACAUCAGCGGGAGCAGCUCCAGUUUCCAGUUCCAAAGCCGCUGAAACAUUUCAAACAUCAGAUGAAAGAAAGACUCCUAUCCCUAAAAACCCUUUUCAUUUCGGUUUUUCCUCUGUAAGCUAUAAGCGUGUAAGUGUAAAACCUUUUGUACCUAAUCAUAUUAGGAACUUUGCAUUCUUCCUGCCCAAAAAAAAGAGAUCAGUUAUGUAAAGCAUUAAAAUUGAGUGAAAAUUGAACUGAUAGAAACAAUUA